CUGCAUAACGUGACAAAAAAAGGACCAAUGAAACUCAUGAUGGACAACGACGAGUCACGUUUCAAUCCUCUGUUAAAACACUUUACACCAAAGCAUUAGGGGUAACAAAUGUUUCACACCCUGAAGUAUCCACCAGCUCUUCACACUUCGCGUUGUAAAUACAUAUAUAUCUAAUAUUCCCACGUCUUGCUGUUUCCGUUGUUAAAAUUGAGGAUGCGAAAACGAGUUGGUCAGAAUCAUUCUACCAAACUACCAGAUUGUUAUAUAAUCGGAUUGUUCUGCGCUGAUUCUGCAUGGCACUUUGGGGGGACCAUUUCGAAGAUUACUCACGCCAUCAACGCGUGGUUGUUUGGUCUUGGAAAGCGUUCUUAAAUCCCCUGAAUACCGGUUUGCUUCCCCCGGCUUCUGGCAGGACUGCGCCCUUUGUAUCUGAUCAGUCGCUAGUUGGCAGAUUCACAAGGAAGCUCGCUGCGGAACAUGAUGAGAAGUCACGCGAGAAAGAAGAGGCUGUAACUGAAGCAAUUGCAGCUCUUCAGAGUUUGUUACGGAGACCAGACUUUGGAGAACUUCAGAGACAAUGGAAACAAUACGAAAGGGCUUUGAAAAUUAAGUCUGAUCGUGAAAGCACGGGAUCAACUUGGACGAUUGCAAUGCUAGAACGCUACAUCCAACGCCAAGACAUCGCUUUUGUUCCGCCUGAGAUCAGACAUGAUUUAACAGAAGAAGCAUUGGAGAAGAUCUAUGAAAGGGUUGAUUUCGCGGUGAAAGCCGUAUGUGGUCCCGAUGGAAGUGUGAGAAACCUUAAUGAACUCUACAUUCAACCCAACAGCACCGAAUCCGACACAAGGAUGAUUCUCGACGCCAUCUUGCAGCCGCUUUGUGUGUUUAAGGGGCUGACACUCCGAUCUGAACAAACCAUAAAAUCCGACGCUCUUCCCACCAACAGCCUUAUUUACUAGUGGCGAGGAAACUUCGCUUGGUGGUGAGGUGACUUCGCUUGGUGGAUAGUUCAUUGGUGGCGAGACUCCCUGGUGGCGAGAUGACCGGUAACCGUUGGACUUUGUUGCUAUGCGCGCGCGAACAAGUGAACAAUCAUCAUCUAAGCUUAUCGAA
Messenger RNA from Orbicella faveolata, 1113 nucleotides. RefSeq lists its product as uncharacterized. Lineage: Eukaryota; Metazoa; Cnidaria; Anthozoa; Scleractinia; Merulinidae. The record is from RefSeq and is a predicted model, not a curated record.